AUGGGAGUGCUGAUGGAUCAAAGUGAACUACCAUCACCUACUCUAAUAUACUACUAUAAAAUUUACGAAAAUGUGGCAAUUUCGAUAACCUUCUUCAUGGUUGUCAUCACAUUGGCUGUCAUGUUUUUAUGUAGGUUUUGAAGGGUCAGAGACCAAAUUUUAAUAAUUUUUACUUAACGAUACAUGGGGGAAUAUGUCAAUGAAUACAGAAACAUCUGUAGUCAAAAUUUUAAAGUCCAAGUGCACAAGUUACAUAUAGAUUUUCUUAUGACAUUAGUUUUAUUUGAAAUUGUAACGUCAUGACGGCCAACUAUUAUAGAAAUUUUGAAAGGAGGACUGAUUCACAAAAAAGUCGGAUAGAAUAGGACUUAUUGUGAGGUAUGCUAGGAUGACUGUGGAAUAAGGUAAGGUGUGGUACAGGGGCGUCGCUACGGAUUUUUUCUGGGGGGUGGAGACCCAAAAAAAUUUUUUUCGUCCACAGGUAGCUAGCUACCUGUGGACCGAUUUUUUCAUUUUUCAAAAAAAUUGUUUUUUCGAUUUUUAACUUUUAAAAUUACAUAAAAUUACAUUUUCGAUUUUUAACUUUUAAAAUUACGACUUCUUAAAUUUACAUUGCCAUUUCAAAAUUAUUUUUUUAGCAAGAACUCGAGCUAUAACACGGUAUCGUUGGUACUUAAUCCACGAGCUGUUGUGGUAAGCAAAACGUUUUUACUGUAUCCAAACUUAAAUAAUGACUAAAAAUUACCUUGACAUGUUUUACCUCCUUCCAGGUCCCUAUUCUUCGACGGUAUGGGUAGUCUUAUUGGUGCUGUCACUUUAUUCCCACUGCCUUGUUACUACGGUGUUAAUUUGUCAAGCACGUUCACUGGCACUCAACAGACAGUUUACUUUUUCAUAGGCAUUAACUCGCUAGUUGGCAAAGCAUUUUCAUUAAUAUACCAGUUGGAAUACCGAUUGGUACAGACUUUACCGUCUGACAACACAUUUCGGGUUUUGUCGACUUCUUUAUACGGUAGAAAGGAGCUGGUUGUUAGGCCGCUGAUCAUGGUCGCUUGUAGCGUUUUGCUUUUUGUGAGUUUGUUUUUCAGAAGGGUAGGGUACGGCUAGAGAGCUAUGGUUCUAUUUAAAAUAAGGUUGGGGGGGGGGUGAGCAGUACUGCAGGAGCAAAGAUGAGGUCAACGGUAAGGUUUCCUAUAAGCUAUUCGGUAUUAUUUUGAGUAGGACAUAUGCCAGCAAAUACGGUAGGACCUAAGGUAGGGUAGUGUAGGGUAUAGUAGGGUAAGGUAGGGUAGAAUAGGUAGGGUAGGGUAGGGUACGGUACGGUAGGGUAGGGUCGAGUAGGAUACGGUUGGGUAGGGUAGGGUACGGUAGUAUAGGGUAAGGGAGAGUAGAGUACGGUAUGGUACGGUGCGGUACAUUAGAGUAGAGUAAAAUAGGGUACGGUAGAAUAGGGAAGGGUACGAUAGGGUACGGUAGAGUAGGGUUGGGUAUCAUGUGGUAGAUUAAGUAAUUUUUUACUUAAAAAGUUACAGGAAUUCUAUUUCAGACGCCAUUCGUUUUAAGCUUUCCCGACCAAAAGCAGCAGCGUGACUACCUCUCUUCACUAGACCCAGUAGUAGCUCAAAUCUUCAUAGACCAUCCUAGUGUAAUAUGUUUUGCUCGUGGUACGGAAGUAACCAAGGUGCUACUAAUAGCGUUCAUAGCCGUAUCUUUGCUUCCAUUACUUGGUGUCUUUGCUUUUUGGGUUAUGUACCGGGCGAUUCAGCGGAGUCGCAACUCUGCCAACACUUAUCGACUGCAAAUGAUGCUCUUUUGGUCGUUGAUGGCCCAAGAAGGUUCCGUGAUGAUGUUAAUGGUAUUCCCUGGCAUGGUAUACCUUGGCGGGUCUAUCUUUGGACUACGCAACAUGCCUACAAUAUCUGUUGUUUGUUUCUUCUUCUUUCUUAUCCAUACUCCAAUCGACUGUUUGAUGAUACUGUACUUUAUUAAGCCUUAUCGACAGUUUUUGUACAAUCAUAUACCCUUCCUACGGAAUUAUACUACGAGUGCGUAUGAGAAUUAUAGCACAACAACGGCUGUUACCAGAAGGAAAUCCUCGUUUUAUCCGAUUGGAAAGCGCAUUAGUCCUAUGGCUAUGUAUCCUCCAAAGGUUUGA
This is a messenger RNA of Bursaphelenchus okinawaensis, 2155 nucleotides long. Lineage: Eukaryota; Metazoa; Nematoda; Chromadorea; Rhabditida; Aphelenchoididae. The record is from the annotation of a GenBank genome assembly.